Molecule: messenger RNA, 994 nt
Organism: Fimicolochytrium jonesii
Lineage: Eukaryota; Fungi; Chytridiomycota; Chytridiomycetes; Spizellomycetales; Powellomycetaceae
Product: SAM-dependent RNA methyltransferase
Exons: 3
Coding region: 127-738 (203 amino acids)
Biological process (GO): peptidyl-arginine methylation
Molecular function (GO): protein-arginine omega-N monomethyltransferase activity
Source: RefSeq, a predicted model, not a curated record
CUGCCUGAGACGCGCAGUCGGUCUCCGCCCUCUCCGCCCUCCCUCUGCGUUCCAGUACGACUACUGCAGAAAGGUUGACCCCCCAUGGCCAACAACCCCAGGUUAACAAACUAACAAUCACCAGCCAUGCCCUUCAAAUACAUCGUAGAACACAUGGAGCCCGAGCUCGAUGAGUGGUCAGAGCUCGAAUACACCAACAUCCUAACGCACGUCGGCCCGUCCAAUCUCAUCCUCUCCCACAUCCCCGCCUCCCUCGCCACCUCCCUCCAAACACACCCGACGUUGAACCCUGAAUCCGGGAUCAUUGCGACCACGAAAGCGGUGCAGGAGAUGGACGGCGUGGAGUUUGGGAAGGUGGUGUUGCUUGAUCCGGCGGCGACGGAGGAGUUGAGGCCCGAGGAUGCGCGGGAGUUUGGGUGGUUGCUUUUUGGGGGGAUUUUGGGCGACGACCCACCGCAAGACCGCACGCGCCUCCUCCGGGCCCUCGGGUACACCACGCGGCACCUCGGCCCGGUGCAGAUGACAACCGACACGGCCGUCCUCGUCGCGCAACACAUCAUCGAGGACCAGAUCCCGUUGUCUGAGCUUAAAUUCGUAGAUCGCCCGGAAAUCAAGUUGGGCAAGAAAGAGAGUGUUGAACUGCCGUUUCGGUACCUCGUGGAUGCGGGCGGGGAGCCGAGGUUGCCGCGGGGGUUGAGGGAGUUGUUGAAACGGAGUAAUGAUGUUGCGUUGGUUUGAGCGGGAUUGGACAUGUAGGAGGGGAUUACUGGUCGCGGUUGGGGAGGGCAGCGGGGUGUUUUUGGGAGCGUGCGGUGCCUGACGGCAUGAUGGAAGGCGUCGCUCGCCUUUGGGGGCCUUACGUACUGGACAAGCAUGACGUUGGGAUGGGAUAGAUAGCUGGCAUGUAGAGAGCGUUUUUGUGUGCAUAGGAGAGGUAUCACUUUAUAUUAUAGAGGGUUUUCAAUGCAUGAAUGACCAAGAAGCCUACUUGAGA